Messenger RNA from Andrographis paniculata, 2039 nucleotides. Its product is annotated as protein IQ-DOMAIN 13. Gene Ontology annotation, molecular function: protein binding. The record is from RefSeq and is a predicted model, not a curated record. NCBI's taxonomy places the organism in Eukaryota, Viridiplantae, Streptophyta, Magnoliopsida, Lamiales, Acanthaceae. The coding region runs from base 263 to 1921 and encodes 552 amino acids. The transcript has 7 exons.
UUUAGAGAGAGAAAAGAUAGAUAGAAAUAGAAAUUGGGUGUUGUGGGGAUUUCACUUUCAGUUGGGUGAACUUUUGUUUUCUUCAAGAGAGACCCUUCGAAGAAGAAGAAGAAGAAGAAAAGUAGAGAGAGAAAGAGAGAAGCAGAGUUCAUCCAAAGUGCAUGAAGUGAUUUUGUGGCAGAAGAUCUCUUGGGAUUUGGCCAUUUCUGCCUGUCUCUCUGCAACAAUUCCAUGGCAAAGGCGAGACCGUAAUGCUGAAAACAUGGGGAAGAAAGGGAGCUGGAUUUCGGCGAUCAAGCGUGUUUUCACGCACGGUUCCAAGGAAAAGCACGCGAAGCCAGCCGAUGGGUCGUCGGAGAAGAGGCCCGUUCGGGAAAAAAGAUCCGGGAAGGGAAUUCUACGGCGCGGAGAUACCAAAUCGUUCAUUCCCCUGUUCCGGGAGCCGAGCAGCAUCGAGAAGAUAUUAGGGGAAGCUGAUCAGCUCCUGCUCAGGCCACCCGCAUCGUCGGAGCCGCCGAAAAUUGGUUUGCCGGGAGCGUCGAUCUCACCGCUCGUCGCAUCGCCGCAACGGGAUUCUCCGGGGGUUCGAUCUCCUCGAGCCCCCCGUCCUGUUUCUCCGAAGAUUCCUUCUCCAAAAGCUGUUUCCCCAAAAAUUGCAUCGCCGAUAGCCAUUUCUCCCAAGGCUUCGACAUCCCGGGCAGCUUCUUCGAAAACUGUCGCGACGCCUCCGAAGGUAGGAAAGGGCAAAAAGGGAAUUACCUAUGUGAAGAGGCCAGAGCCGAGUUUGCGAGAGCAGCAAGUUUCGGCGACUAAGAUUCAGGCAGCGUUUCGGGGUUACUUGGCAAGGCGGAGUUUUAGAGCGGUGAGGGGAUUGGUGCGGCUGCAAGGAGUGGUGAAGGGACAAAGCGUGAAACGACAAACGAUCAACGCCAUGAAACAGCUGCAGCUCCUUGUCCGGGUUCAGACACAAAUCCAAUCUCGAAGAAUCCAAAUGUUGGAAAGCCAGCGCCGGCACGAUAAAGAAGCCGAGAGUACUGUCAGCAAAUGGACCGCGAACCUGCUGUCCGAAGCCGGACAAAAUGAAGAUUGGGAUGACAGUACACUAACAAAAGACGAAGCUGAUGCAAGGCUACGAAAAAAGGUUGAGGCGGUCAUAAAACGAGAGCGAGCCAUGGCGUACGCGUAUUCUCACCAGCUAUGGAAAGCAAACCCGACCUCGACUCAAACUCCGGUUGACAUCCGCGCAAACGGAUAUCCAUGGUGGUGGAAUUGGCUCGAUCGUCAACUCCCUCAAGAAGGCACCUCCCGGGGCCAACCCGCCGGAAAAAUCGUCGCGUCAACUCCUCCAAGAUCGAUCUCGGGUUACAAACCGAGCCCUCGAUCCCACAAGCCGGGAAGCUUCACUCCCGACAACCACCACCACGACUUGCCCGGAACGCCCCAAUCGUCGAGAUCCGUAAUCCCGACGACGCGGGUCAAGCAAUUCCAUACCCCGAGCCGGACUCCUCCUCGGCCCGGAAACGGUAAUUCAUCGACGAAGCCGCGGCCAAUUUACGACGCUCCCAUGAAAGACGACGAUAGCUUGAUGAGCUGCCCGCCGUUUCUCGCGGUCCCGAGCUACAUGGCGCAGACGGCGUCGGCGAAGGCGAAAGUGCGGGCGAGUAGCAACCCAAAGGAUCGGUUGUUUGCGGGAACGGUAACGGGAACGGGAACGGGAACGGCGGGGAAUGAGUCGAAGAGGAGAUUCUCGUUCCCGUUGACGCCGAAUACGAUCGGGUCGUCGUUUAAGUGGAAUAGAGGGAGUAAGGAGACGAGCUCGCAGGCGGAUAAGCAGUCGGUCGGGGGGAUGAGCGUCGACUCCACAGCGUCGAUGCCGGCGGCGUUGAUGGGGCGGAGGAAGCCGUUUAACAGGUUUGUGUGAGAGGUUUGUGCUGUUUGUUUGUGUUUUUUUUUUUUUCUUUUGAACGUAUGUAUGUUUUGUUUGUUUGUUGUGAUACACAUCAUGUUACGAUAUUGAUUGAUAUUGUUGUUGUUGUUGA